Molecule: messenger RNA, 636 nt
Organism: Lathyrus sativus (Indian pea)
Lineage: Eukaryota; Viridiplantae; Streptophyta; Magnoliopsida; Fabales; Fabaceae
Source: the annotation of a GenBank genome assembly
AUGAAUCUACCGGAAUUUCCCUCCGGCGGAAGCUUAACACCGUCUCCAAAGAAAGAGCUACAAAUACAAGGCACACGUCCGCCGCCUCUCAGAGUCAGCAAAGAAUCUCACACAAUCCGGAAACCCCCGCUUCCUCCGGCAGCUCACCACCAUCCUCCGGCGGGAGCCUCACAGCACCGACAACCUCUCAUCAUCUACUCCGUUUCUCCGAAAGUCCUCCAUGUUACAGAAAACGACUUCAUGGACGUUGUUCAGCGUCUCACCGGUCCAUCCGCAGGCGAUGAAGCUAAUCAACAAUCCGGAGCGGUUUCACCGGCGGCGAGACUCGCGUCUAUCGAAAGAACGAGUCCGACGGAGAGAGAAAGAGCUCAAAACGUAGACGACGACUUGACGUGGUUACUAGAAGGAGUUGAAAUGGGACAGUUCCCUGGGAUAUUAUCGCCGGCACCUGCGACUUUACCGCCGAUAUCGCAGGGGUUUUUUUCACCUAUGAACGAACCACAAACGACGCCGUUUUGGCAUGAUAUGAGUCCCUUUUGGUAUGGGAGUAGUUUCGUGGGGAGUCCGUCGGGUUUACUCUCCGCCGCCGUGGUAUCGCCGUUGCCGUCGCCAGAUCUGUUUAGUAUCUUCGACUAA